Molecule: messenger RNA, 1833 nt
Organism: Chrysemys picta bellii (western painted turtle)
Lineage: Eukaryota; Metazoa; Chordata; Testudines; Emydidae
Source: RefSeq, a predicted model, not a curated record
UGCAUGACCUUGCACUUAGUACUAUAAAAUUUCAUCCCUUUUCUAUUUCUCCCAUUUUCAAGGUCCUCCAGAUCUUGUAUGAUAUUACGGUCCUCGUCUGUAUUGGCAAUACCUCCCAACUUUGUGUCAUCUGCAAAUUUUAUUAGCACACUCCCACGUUUUGUGCCAAGGUCAUGAAUGAAAAUGUUAAAUAAGAUUGAUCCCAAGACUGAUCCCUCAAGGGCAUUCCCUCUGCUGAAUAUCAAAGGAGCCAGCAACUAGGAAGAAUGACAUCUACCAGUGUAAUUAAAAAGAUGUUUACAUGUACGCUUUCUGGAAUGGACAUGUAGCAAUGGAAUUAGUUUAGUAUUCUAGCAAAGAGCAUAAAACUUGAAGUCUCUUUAUUUUGAUUCAAUUUUCCAUACUGAAAAUAUACACUACAGCUUUGCUUUAUAGAAAACAUUAUGAGAAGGUUGUAUCACUAGGUGUAAGAGUGUAUUUAGAUAUGCUCUGACUUCUUCUCCUUCUUAUAUUAAGUGAUAACACAGUGACAAUAAUGAAAAACUAACUCAGAAUGAAAUUUACGAAGUGGAAUUUUACUAUGUCAGUUCUUGGAAUUGUAAUUUAUGUAGCUGAUAUUGCAGCAGAUAUCUGGGUCACUAGUAACUAUUUCUGUGAGGGACAAUAUUCUUUGGGAAUCUUGACACUGGUUUUUAGGUUGCUGUCAUCAAUAAUAGUACAGAUAUUUAGUUAUGAAUGGUUUAAAGACGACUGUGGAAGCCCUGAUCCUGGGAAGCUGAACUGGAUUUUUCUACUUCAUUUCUUGCAUGGUGGAAUUUUUACAAGGUAUUGGUUUGCAUUGAAAGUUGGCUACCAGGCUGCUUUUAAACAAAACAGCUCAGGAGAUCAACUUACUGGGGGCCCUGCCAGUAUCAUUCAUAAAUGCGCCAUUGAUGCAGUGACUGAUAUUAGUAUGCUCAGGGUAUUUAAGACUUUCCUGGAGACCACACCCCAGCUCAUUCUUCAGAUUUACAUCCUGAUGGAGCAUGACAAGGCUGCCUUCAGUCAGUAUGCUUCCAUCAUCACAUCUUUCUGCAGCAUUUCCUGGUCAACUCUUGACUAUCAGAUAUCGUUACGAAAAUCUCUGCCUGAUAAUAAUCAAUUUUCUGGGGUGCCUCCUAAAUUAAUCUACCUCUUGUAUAAACUGUUCACACUGACUUCUUGGAUAUUGAGUAUUGCACUGGUCACCCUAUUAAAUAUCAUAAGUAGUAUAGUUCUGCUAAUAUUUCUUUGGACCUUGGGCUUCAGCUGGACUUUGAAGCAACACACUACGUUUUGCAAAUCUAAAAGGAUGGAAUUUUUAUUCAGGACUGUUGUUGGGAUCAUUCUUAUUUUUACAUUUUUUAAUGUCAAGGGGAAAAAACAAAAAUAUAUUUCUAGUUAUUAUGCCACUCAUGUGGUUGUAACUUUAGGCAUAAUGUGUGUGUGUUUGUUCUGGAAGACUUCAGUUACUGAGCAAUUAUAUUUUACAUUUGUGAGCAUCACAAUUGUUCUCACUCUGGGGUUAGGUAUUAUUUGUCUUAUUGUUUAUUAUAAGUUUUUCCAUCCCACUAUUUAUUUCAAACAAGAGAGUGCUUCAGAUAAAGUUGAUGGACUAGCAAGAGAAAGAGAAGAAGAAAUCAGUAGAAUAAGAAAUUUCAUAAUGCCAUGAACAUUAUAGAAUUAUGUGAAUUUUUAAAUACGUGCAAAUCAAAGCAAAUACUGCCUGGGGGACUGUUAGUUACUCUGUCUUUACUUUUCAUACUUGCAAUGAGCAUUUCAAGUAAAAUAAUUGCUAAUGGGAAUGGUAGUACU